AUGUCUGUAAUACUCCAUCCUGUUGUCAUUGCAGCAUAUUAUUAUGGAAAGAAGAAAAAAGUUGUAAAACUUGGUAGACCACCUGGAAGGCAGAGCAAUUUAGAAUUUGGUCCAAAGAAACCUGGCAAACGACGGAAGAAACGAAAACCAUUUGUACACCGUAAGAAACACUAUUCACCCAAUGGUAACGAUGAAGCUAAAGAUAAUACAGAAAACAUGGACGACGAGAAUUCAAGCAGAACUUCUCAUUUGCACCUGAAACCAGACGUUCUUGGACGUCUCGAGUUCAAGCCUGGUAAAACUCCGCUUAUGACUCGGGCGAGAGCACUAGUGAUGUCAGCUAAAAGAACAAAGCAUAUACCAUCGAAAAUGAUUCUUCCGCCACGGGAACGAGGUACCAAAAUGAAAACAUUCGCAGCGAUUUUAAACUCAGGGCGUGGAAAGAACAAAGAAGGGAAGAAAAAGAAGGAAAAG
This is a messenger RNA of Anneissia japonica, 474 nucleotides long. Its product is annotated as scm-like with four MBT domains protein 1. The transcript is spliced from 2 exons. The annotation marks the transcript as partial. NCBI's taxonomy places the organism in Eukaryota, Metazoa, Echinodermata, Crinoidea, Comatulida, Comatulidae. The record is from RefSeq and is a predicted model, not a curated record.